CAAUAAUCCAUUGGGUUUCACAAAAUAUUGUUUGGAAUUGUGCUGGGGGACAAAAGGAAAAAUGCAAACUGGCAAUUAGACUUCUGCAUUUGAGUAACACACACAAAAUGCUGAAGGAACUCGACACGUCAGACAUUAUCAAUGGGAAUAAACAGAUAACUUUUCAGGCCAAAAUGCUUAAUCAGGAGUUCCUCCACAUUGUGUGUUGCUCAAGAUUUCCAGCAUCUGCAGAAUCUACAUUUAAAUGAUACGGACUUUAAUGGAAGACCAAUUAAUGAGAAGAGAGUAGAUCAAAAGGAGAUAUUCAGAAUUGUAUUUGCAUGGUACAGAAGGACUUUAUCUCUAGUAUGCUUGCUGAACAAUGCUGUUGUAAAUGACUGAAACAGGAAGGGCAGUAGGAAACAAUCAAGUCAUAUGCAGAAACUUGUAACUGAAAAAAAAUCAGUUUGGGAAAAGUAUAUGGUAAAACUUAAAAGAAAUAUGAAAUCCUGCACAAAUUUUAUAAUUAGGAAAACAAUAGGUGGACGCAUAUGGAUUACAGCAUUUCUAUUUAAAAUGUCAUUUAGGAAAUGACAAAUGUAAUAAUUACAUGAGCACACAGCAUAUAUGAAUAAGUCCCCUUGUCCCUCACACAUGCCCCACCAUUCAAUAUCAUCAAUGCUGAUCAAUCCGAGACCUCAUCUAUUCUGAGCUGUAUGCACAAAGCCGCCAAUCUCCUGAUCUUCCAAUAAUCUACCUUUAAACAUUUCUGGUAAACUUGCUUACACUGCUCAGUGAGGUGAAGAAUUCUACAGGGAAGAAAGAAGCAUAUCAGGAAUGCCAAGGAAACGAAUAUUGAACCAAGGGUUUUCCAAGAUUUUGUAACAAAGUAUCUCAAUUGAAUGGAAUUAAAUAAUAUAGUAACAAUUUUGAGAGAAUUUUAUUUAUUUAAUUUUCAAUAUUGUCGCAUUUGUAAUGACCAGGCUUCAAAUGAUAAAGAUGUAGUGUACUUGAACUUCAGCCCAAUUACUGAGCACAAACAAAGAACUGAACAAGGACUUUGCAGAUUGUUUACAAGGCAAGGGAAACUAAAGAUUUCAGUUUUUACCAGCCUCAAAAUUGUUUGCCUUAAGUUUUUCAAUAGUCUUCCAGAUUACAUAAACUAUUUAUGAACAGAAUACAAAUGAAACUGAACCUGAAUCUUCUAGCUCUGAAUGGCUUCAUUUUCACUGACUUAUUAUGGGGAAUGUCAACCUCACAAGGAGAACAACAUUUUAAGAUCUGCUGAUUUCUAUUUUUUGUUGAGUAUUGGCUUUACGUCAGUAUGAACUUUGGAUGAAGAUAAGGAUAAUUUUCUUCAUUCAAGGUGUGAGCCUUUAGAAUUUCUACUCGAGGGCUAUGAAGGAUCAGUGUCUGAUUUCAUCCUGUGCAAUUACAGGUCCACAAUCCCUUAUCCGAAAUUCUGAGAUCCAAAAAGCUCUUAAGAAUUUAGUUUUUUUUGCCAACAGCCGACGUCACUCAGGUGUGACGUGGCAGCACUAGCAGAGGCUGCCAGAUGUCAGUUGUGGCUCAGCGUUCGUACUGGUUACGCGUGCAUUUGCUGUUCGCUGAUAUUUUGUGUUCACUGUUGACUUUGUUUAAUUUCACUGUGAGAAUGUCAAAAAGAGCUGCAGAUAUCCCUAUGGGUAACAAUGAGAAAAAGAGAGGGAAGCAUCUAUCAUUAUCAAUAAUGCAGAAAGUGAAGUUAUUGCAGAAGCUUGAUUGUGGUGUGUCUGUGCGGUGUCUUACUGAAGAAUAUGGUGUUGGAACUACCACUGUAUAUGACUUAAAGAAACAGAAAGUCAAGUUACUGAAGUUUUAUAGUGACAGUGAUGCUCUACAUUUAUUCAAAUAAGUUAUUUACCAUGUGUUUGAUUUAUUUCAUUUGAAGCUGUAUAGUUUUAUUUUAUUGAAUGUUUUUGUUGGAAAUAAAAUAUUUUUCUUGUCAUUAUUCCCUAAACAAUACAGUAUAACAACUAUUUACAUUGUAUUAGGUGUUAUAAGUAAUCUAAAGAUGAUUUAAAGUCUUCGGGAGGAUGUGCGUAAUCUGGAGCUCCACCAGGUCCUAAAGUCCAUCCACAUUGAGACAGGUUAAAUAAGGGACUUGAGCAUACGUUUUUUUUUGGUAUCCACGGGGAGUCCUGGAACCAAUAAGGAGGGAUUCUGAAAUCCAAAAAAUUCUGAAUUCCGAAAUGCAACUGGCCCCAGAUCGUGGACCUGGACCUGUGAUCUUGUCCAAUGGAAAGCAAGUUUGAGGAGCUGAAUAGCCAACUCCUCCUCCUUUUGCCAUUCACCUUUCCAACGCUUAGCUGCUCCCCUCCCCCUCCUGUCUUCUCUAUCAUUUCAGAUUUCCCCCUCCCCUCCUACUUUCAAAUCUCUUACUAUCUUUUCUUUCAGUUAGUCCUGACGAAGGGUCUCGGCCCGAAACGUCGACAGUGCUUCUUCCUAUAGAUGCUGCCUGGCCUGCUGUGUUCCACCAGCAUUUUGUGUGUAUUGCUUGAAUUUCCAGCAUCUGCAGAUUUCCUUGUGAUUGCAACCUCCUCUUUCUUGUGUUAUUAUUAAAGACUGCAGCUAAAGAACACAUGGCUCACUGUUGGUGUGCUAUUGCUUAAAAGAAGAUGUAUCUUAAAUACAGUUAGUGGAAAUAACAAAUGAUCAAUACCUUCAGAAGAGUAACAUAAACUGUUGGAAGCAUUCAGUUGGUUGGGUAGAGAAAAAGCUUCUCUAUUUCUGCUAUCUCAGAUGAUCAGUGCUUCCAGAGUCUUCUGUUACAAUUUCAGAUUCCUGUCAUUAAUAAUUUUCUGAUUUUCUUUCAGAAGGAAACUGGUUGGAGCUUGUGAGAUUGAUUUGUAGAGUUGUGGGUGAAGAAUGUAGGGAGUUGUUGGAACUGCUCUGAUAGAAUAGAAGCAGGCAAAGGCUUGAUAAACUACACAGUUUGUACUUUAACAGAUUAUUAUUCUGUAAAUAUAAUGAUCAAUUUAUGCACAGCAUAUCUUAUGAGUAUUAAUACACUAUAGAUAACUUGUUUUAGUGAGGUUAUAUGAAGCAUAAUGCCAUCAAUCCCAUUUCCCCCCUCCUUAAUUCCCUAUGACCUUGUUACUUAUUCUCUUCCCCAUACCUAUUGAUUUUUAAUGUUACUUACAGAAGUUACUGUAAAGGCCUGAAUAAUACUGAGUUGCCAUUUUCCUAACAAAGUUCAGUGGGAAUCUCUUGCCAUUUACAAUAAAGGGUAACUUACAGUAUUCAUUUAACCUACCAGAACAUCUUCAGAGAAGAUUUACUAGACUAAUAUUAUGAAUGUGUGCGCGCUGGCUUCUGAUGGAAGGUUUUGUCUGUGGAGAUUGGAAGAGUUAAAGGGACUUCAUUAAGACAUAUAGAAUCCUGCAUAGUCAUGACAAAAUGGAUAUGGAAAGGAUUUAGAACUAGGGUUCACUGCUAAUAAAGCAUAAUGAUAUAGUAGGACCUAGCAAUCAGGUAUGUUCCUAACUUCCAGUGCUGUCAGGGUGGAGUAUGCUUCUGGCCAUAUGGUUUUCCUCUAUGUUUUCUAGCUGGCUGUAAUUUUCUCCCACAUCUGAAAGAAAUUUUGAUUAGCAGAUUAGUUGAUGACUGUAAAUUAUCUUGUGCAUGGGCGUAUGCUAGAAAAGCAAAGAGGAAGUUAAUGGGCUUGUGAACAAGAAUCUCACUGAACCAGCACAGAAUCUCUUUGCUGAAUGGACUUUCAUGUUAUUAGGAAAUGUGGUAUUUUUAUGAGAAUUGUCAUUAGGUCUCUGCUUCCAUUGACCUUUGAAACAGAAGGUCUUUGAGCUGCAGUUUUUAAAGAUAGAUGCAAAUGUCAAGUCUAGUUGGCUGCCAUAUGCACAGGUACAUGUAUACUCAAGUGCAAUGAAAAACUUACUCGCAGCAGCAUCAUAUAAGCAGCAUUCACAAAAGAUGAUAUAGUCAUAAAUUAUGCACAAUUUUUUACAGGAAAAUAUGAUUAGAAUGGAAGCAAAAGUACAUGGUGAUAUACUUAUCUCAAGAAACUUAUUAUUUGGAUUUUAUAUUAGUUAUUGUGUGUGUGUGUGUGUCUCAACUCACAAGUAGGAGGGGUUAUCCCCCACAGCUAGACAUUUCCUCUAGCUCAACGCAGGGUCAUCUACUAGAGACCUCAGCCUCGGAAUCACACGUUCGUUGCCAUUUUUGUUAUUAUUUGCAUUUCUUGGUUCUUAUUUGUUCAGGGAGUAGGUUGAUUAAGUUUUAUUCUAAUUUCAAUGACGCGUUGACAGAUAAAUACAGAUGGUUAAGGCCAAGGUAAAAUUCAUUUCUUUUAAUGUCAAUGGGCUAUUAAAUCCAAUCAAACUUAAGAGAAUUUUAUCCAAUUUGGAACAAUUUGAUUCAUACUGGGAAAAAUGGUUUAACUACAAAAUGCCUCAUAGGCCUGAUUUUAUUCUCACAAAUCGAUGAAUCUGUUGUAAAAAAAAAAUCACUCGUACGUAGUUCUUUCCUUUUGCUUGUUUUUUCUUUCCACUCUUCUAUAAGUGUGCACCUCAGAUAAAUACCAUGGAGAUUUGUGAAAUAUGAUAUAUAGGUACAAUGUCUGAAAUACAUCCAUGGAAAUGUUUGAUGAACUUCAAUAAAAAAAAAUUACAAAGAAAAAGUCCAUUUUAAGCAAGGUGGUCAGAAUGGUUGUAGUGUUUCUGAACUAUGCCGAUUAGGGUUUUGGCAGUUGUUGAGAUCGUCAUCAAUUUAGUGUGUCUGAUUUGACCUGCAUUUUUAUCAAUGCACCAUCUAUCCAGAUGCAUCAUGCAAGAAACUGAAGAGUUUCUAAUCAACAUAUCACAGAUGCCAUCCUUCACUCCACAGACUCUGUCUAUACUUUCAGUGCCUCAAUAAAGACCUUAUGAUGUAGGAGCAGAAUUCAGCCCAUCGACUCUACUCUGCCAUUCCAUUAUGGCUAGUGUAUUAUCCCUCUCAUCCUCAUUCUCCUGACUUCCCCUUCACUAAUCAGGAAACUAUCAGCCUCCACUUUAAAUGUACCCAAUGACUUGGCCUCCACAGCCAUCUCUAUCAAUGCAUUCUGCAGAUUCACCAUACUCUGGCUAAAGACAUUUUUCCUCAUCUCUGUACAAAAGGGAUAAGGUUAUGUCCUUUGGUCCUAGAUUAUCCCAUUAAUAGCCACUCUUAUCAAGACCUUUCAUUAUUCAGUAGGUUUCAGUGAGAUCUCUUCUUCUACCCCCCCCCCCACCCACUUUAUUUUUCUAAACUAGCAUGUAAAUGCCCAGAGCCAUCACUACUCGUACAUUAGAGCUUUCAUUCCUGGAAACAUUCCCAACCUUCUCUGGAUCCUCUCUAAUGCCGGUACAUCUUUUAGAUAAGGAGCCUAAAACCGCUCACAAUAAUAAAUGUGGUCUGAUCAUUGCCUUAUAAAGCGUCAGCAUUACAUCUUUGUUUUUAUACUCCUUUCAAUGAAUACUAACAUAGUGUUUGCCUUCCUUAUCACAAACUCGACCUGCAGGGAAUUCUUCACAAGGACUCCUAAGUCCCUCUGAUUUUUAUAUGUUCUCCUUGUCCACAUGUUUAUUCCUUCAGCUUCCACUUUUCUACACCAUAUUCCAUCUGCCAUCAUCUGCAAACUUGGUUACAAAGCCAUCAAUUCCUUUAUCCAAAUCAUUGACAUAUAAUGUUAAAAGAAGCAGUCCGAACAGUGAUCCCCGUGACAUAUCACUAGUCACAGCACCAGAAAAGGCCCCUUUAUUUCCACUCCUGUCAAUCAUCUAUCUACUGUCUUUUCUGUAAAACCAUGAGCUCUUACCUUGUUAGAGGCCUUCUGAAAAUCCAAAUAAAUAGCACCCACUGACUCUUAUUUGUCUAUCCUGCUUAUUAUUUCCACAAAUAACUCCCAACAGAUUUGUCAGGCAAGAUUUCUGCUUUAAAAACUAUGCUGGUUUUGGCCUAUUUUAUCAUGUAUUUCUAAGUACUCCGAAACCUCAUUCUUAAUAAUAGACUCCAACAUUUUUCCAAUCCCUGAAGUCAGGCUAAUUGGCCUAUAAUUUCCCUUCUUCUGCCUCCACCCCCCCCCCCCCUUACAGUGGAGUGACAUUUGCAAUUUUCCAGUCUUUAGGAACCAUUCGAGAAUCUAGUGACUCAUGAUCAAUACUAAUGCCUCUACAAUCCCUUUAGCUCCCUCUUUCAGAACCCUGGGGUGUAGUCCAUCUGGUCCAAAUGACUUGCCUGUAGAUUUCUCAGUUUCCCAAAUAAAUUAUCCUUAGUAAAAUCGACAAUGUUCACUUCUGCCUCCUGGCACUCUGGCAUUUCUGGCUUUUUGCUAUUUUCUUCCACAGAGAAGUCGGACGCAAAGUACUUGUUCAGUUUGCUUGCAUUUCCUUGUUCCCCCAUUACUAACAUCCCAUUGUUUUUUUCCAGCGGUUUGACACCCACUCUCCUCUUUUACUCAUAUUUCUGAAAACUUUUUGCACCCUCUUUUAUAUUAUUAGAUAGCUUACCGUCAUAUUUAAUCCUUUCUCUCUUGAUGGCUUUUUACUUGCUGUCUGUUGUAUUUUAAAAGCUUCCAAAUCCUCUAAUUUUUGCCUUAUGCCCUUGCUGUUGGUUUUUUGCUGACUUUGAUCUCACUUGUAUGCCACGAAUGCCUCAACAUCCCUUUAGAAUAUUCCUUCAUCUUUGGGAUGUAUCUUCCCUACGCCUUCUGAAUUUUCCCCCUAAACACCAGCCGUUGCUGUUCUGCUAUCAUAGGUACUAGUGUCGCCUUCCAGUCAACUUUAGCCUGUUCCUCUCCGAUACCUCUGUAAUUCCAUUUACUCUAUUGAUACAUUCGAUUUUAACUUCUCAAACUGCAGCGUGAAUUCUAUCAUAUUAUGAUCACUGCCUCCUUCACCUUGAGCUCCCCAAUCAAAUCUGGUUAAUUACGUAAUACCCAAUCCAGAACUGCUGUUCCCCUGCUAGGCUAGUAAGGCUGCUCUAGAAAGGCCAAGUAAUCGAUACCUUUGACUCCAGCAAAAAAAAUUCGCAAUCUACCUGCAUAAUGAAGACCUCCCCCCCUCCCCAUGAUUAUGGUAACAUUGCCCUUUUUACCUGCCUUUUCUAUUUCCUGUUGUAAACUAGAUUCUGGCUACAGUUUGGAGGCCUGUAUAUAAUCCCAUCAGGGUUUUUCUUUACACUUGCAGUUUCUAAAACUUCUGAUCCUAUGUCACCACUUAACAAGGAUUUGAUUUCAUUUUUUUAACCUACAGAGUGCCCCCACCCUCUUUUACCUGUCCUUUCAAUAAAAUGUAUGUUCCUGGAUCUUAUGCUUCUAGCUGUGAUAUUUCAGCCACUAUUCAGUGAUGUCCAUAUCAUACCUGUUAAUCUCUAAUCGUGCUACAUCUAUUUUAUUCUGAAUGCUGUGUGCGGCCAUAUGUACUGUAACACCAACAGUCCUGUAUUCAUGCCCUUUUUGAUUUGGCCUCUUGUCACACUUCAACUCGUCCCACUGACUGCAAUUUUGCACUAUCAUCUGCCUGUUCUUCACCGUCUCAGUACACUCUGCAUCCAGUUGUGUACCAAUUGGUCCAUCCUUAGCCCUAUCACUCCAGUUCUCAAUCUCUGCCAAAUUAGUUCAAACCCUGCCUAGCACCUCGAGCAAAUCUGUUUGCAAGAAUAUUGGUCUCACCCCCCCCACCCCAAUUCCCCACUCAGGUUCAAGUGUAACUCAUCCUUUUUUGUACAGGUCAUCCAAUCCCCAGAAAAGAUCCCAAUGAUCCUAGAAAUCUGAAACCCUGCUCCCUGCACCAAUUUUUCAGCCACACAUUCAUUUGCCAAAUCAACCUGCGCUUACCCUUGCAGACAAGUGGCAUUUUUUUUUAGAAAAGUUUCUUGUUUCCUUUUUAUUGCUGUCCUAUUUCGCCCUUUUUUUUUUAAAAAAGACAAAGUUGAAUGUGUAUGAACACAGCAAAGUAAGACGAAGUGGGAAUUUUCCGCUGUCUCAACCGCCAACGUUGGCCUUCGGAGGGAGGGAGGACGGGCGCCUGCGUGCUCCUUCGACGUGAUUCGCGAACGCGCAGCGGGGAUGUGGGCGGGGUUUGCCAUGCGCGCACACAGGCAAGCGGCGGGGCCCCGCGUGUUACUGGGGAGACGUGCUCGAGCAGUGCCUCUGCUGAAACUCAGGGACUUUGUUCCAGUCGCAACAGCAAUCGAGGAUCGGAUAAGAGCGGUCCCAGAGGCUGUGCUGAGGAAGCAGCUCUGGAAAAAUUCAAAUUGGACAUCAGUUUGGAAUAAAUGCCAUUUGAUAAUGUUACAAUCAGCAAGAUUCAAUUUUACCUUGCCUAAUGUGGAUUAUUCAUAACCAACAUGCUUGGGUAAAGCUCUGGAUGUCAUUGUCAACGCCGCUAUCCUCAGAGAGAAUGCUCCCCAGUUGUUUGAAAGAUGGCAAUACUGACAGCUUUUCAUCACCACCAGUGAAGAUCUGUUGAUGUGACCAACACCAUCAUUGUACUCUGACCGAAUCUGAUUAGAGGCAGUCAUGUGAUACAAGGUGACAAGGAUGACCAUUACUGAAAGGCUGCGUGAAAAGAUAUCACAGGCAUUCUAUAUCCACGGACUCUUGUGUGCAUCUUACCCCAUUCCCAUUAUCUUUUUCACCGCUGUGUGUAUUUUAACAUGCUGUUAUCCCUUAUUGAAACUACCUCUGCCAGGAACAGGGCCAGUAGAGUUUACAACACCUGUAAAGGAUUACUCUGUGCCCCCAACUGAAGCAAAUCCAGGAUCCACUGAGCAGACUGAUAGACCGGAUUGGUAUUUUGGACCCCCAGUUGCAUAUAUACAACAGAUAUUUGUAAAAGCCGUCGUAUCCCCUUGGAACAAAAACUUAAUUGCUGUUGAUGUAUUCCGUGCCCCACUCUCAAAAGUGUUUCAGCUAGUGGAAGAAGUAAGAAAUCAUGUAUUUCAAGACAGUACUGGCAUGAAGAGCCUAGAAAAUAUUUGUCUCCAGGUUACUGAUCUACUUCCAGGGUUGAAGAAGUUACAGGGUAUACUUCCAGAACAUGGCUGCCUCCUCAUUUCUCCAGCUAACUUUUGGAAAAACAGUCGUGAUCAUUUUGAUUCAGAUCCAGAUAUUAUUGGCACCAUCCACCAAUACGAGCCUAAGACUCUGCAAACAUCUGCUUCACUCAAAGAUUUGCUGUUUGGAGUACCUGGGAAGCACAGUGGUGUUAACUUGCACAAUCGCAAACAGGUGGUCUCCUAUGCCAUCACUGUCAUCCUGCAGGAGUACCACUCGAGAUUUCUAAAGAGCCUCCGCUUGAGGUUAAGGCAGCUUCAUCCUGGUACUAACAGCACAUUGAGGGAAGAUCAGAUAGUCCACGUCCAUUUUAAGGAGGAAAUUGGCAUUGCUGAGUUGAUUCCUCUGGUCACAACGUACAUCAUUCUUUUUGCAUACAUUUAUUUCUCUACCAGGAAAAUUGACAUGGUGAAAUCAAAAUGGGGUCUUGCACUUGCAGCAGUGGCAACGGUUCUUAGCUCCCUUCUCAUGUCCGUUGGUCUGUGUACACUGUUUGGCCUUACACCAACUUUGAAUGGAGGAGAGAUCUUUCCUUACCUUGUUGUGGUCAUUGGUUUGGAGAAUGUCCUUGUUCUCACCAAGUCAGUUGUCUCCACCCCUGUGGAUCUUGAAGUCAAACUACGAAUAGCACAAGGUUUGAGCAAUGAAAGUUGGUCCAUAAUGAAGAACAUGGCUACUGAACUCAUUAUCAUACUAAUCGGUUACUUCACCCUGGUUCCAGCUAUUCAGGAAUUUUGCCUAUUUGCCGUGGUUGGACUCGUUUCCGAUUUCUUUCUGCAGAUGUGUUUCUUUACAACAGUAUUGUCCAUCGAUAUCCGCCGCAUGGAGCUUGCUGACUUAAAUAAGCGCCUUCCUGCAGAAGCUAUGCAAGAAAUCUCUGAACAGAUGAGACUGCCUCAUUCCAAGUCAGCUCCGAGGCAGAAGAGAUUCGAGCGACAGCCUACAAUGCAGACUUCAGCUCCUUAUACCAUCUCCCUGCAACCUUCUUCCUUUAGAAACCUACGGCUACCGAAGAGACUGAGAGUAGUUUAUUUCUUAGCUAGGACACGACUUGCACAGAGGAUUAUCAUGGCGGGGACUGUCAUAUGGAUUGGGAUCCUUGUAUACACUGAUCCUGCUGGCCUUGGGACACUUCUAACAGCGCAGGUGACUGAGCAGAGCCCUCUUGGAGAGAAUGGCCUGGCAUCCAUUGCAGUACCGUCAGGUGUUUUCCCAAGGGGAGAUACUAAGGAUGGUUUGCCUGCCUUCCCAUCAGAUGUAAGCCCAGCACUGGAGAACCAGUCACAUGACACAGAUCAGAGCAAGAACCUAAAUCCUCUUGAUGCUUCACCCAUGAUCUCUCAUGAAAAUAUAAAUGAUGAUGGCAAAGAGCAGGUCCAUAGUGUGGCCAAACACCUGGAAAAUGAUUUCAAAGUGGAAGUUACAUGGGGAGUGCAAGAUGAGGAGAUGUGGCGGAAGCUUUCUUUCCGACAUUGGCCAACGCUCUUCAGUUAUUACAAUAACACUUUGGCCAGGAAAUAUGUCAGUAUUCUUCCCAUCAUCCCAGUAUCCUUUCAUCUGAGUCUACAAGAUGCUCUGGAUGCAAGACACCCUCAAGACGCAAAGCGAUAUCAUUCCAUGUUCCCAGCAGAUUAUGGAGAGACAAAAAACAUCAAUGGAGACAGGGCAAAAGAUCCAAAUAAGCAGCAUUCUUCCUCUAAGCCACAUGUUCAUUUGGACAUCACACUUUACAAAGUUGGAGCACUUGGGCUGGCAUCUGGAGUCCUCCUUGUAAUUUUGCUCUUCUGCUUGUAUAAAGUAUUCUGUCCAAAAACUUAUGGCCAGGGUGGCCUUUCUCAUGGGAGAAGGCGACGCGGAGACCUACCCUGUGAUGACUAUGGUUACUCACCACCCAUCAGUGAAACCUUGCCACUAAUUUUGAAGGGACAUUUAAUGGAUAUUGAAUGCUUGGCCAGUGAUGGGAUGUUGUUAGUCAGUUCCUGCCUCUCUGGACAGAUCAGAGUGUGGGAUGCACAGACCGGUGAUUGUCUGACCAUCAUAUCAAACUCAAGGCAAUGGAAGGAUAGCAACUUUUUCCACGAGCGACAAGAAAGCCGGGAAUAUAUAUCAGAUCCUGAAAAUGGAGAAGAUGAUGUCUACGAAAAUGAUUACAAUUUCCCGAGGAAACUGACUCCUACUCAACCCCUUUUCACUGAUCAGCCAGAUUUAUCCAGUUUGAUAGACACCAACUUUGCAGAAAGGUCUACAGUUCCAAGGCAGCGAAUUAUUUCUGAAAUUUCACAAGAAACUGGCUAUGACUUUGGUCAAACUUAUGAUAAAGCAUAUGAGGAUCAUAAAAUGCUGAAUGUGCAAAACUUGAGGAGUUUUCCAUCCCACCCAGCAACUUUGAAGUCUUCUCAAACGUCAGUGAGUCUAAAGUCACGGAGCUGGGAUGGCUGCUGCAACCACAGGAGGAGGAGUUUAGGAGAUGAGCCAUUGCCUAUGUACGAGAAAACCUCACCUCUUCCUAUGUGGGACGGAGACUGUGAAAGCUCUGUUUGGAGUUUAGGCAUACAGGGUAAUCUGAUUGCGACAGGAAGAAGUAAUGGGCAACUUGAGGUGUGGAAUGCUACAGAUGGAACACUACGUUGCAGUAAUGAAGACGGUUCAUCAGGGAUAACAGCACUGGCAUUUAUCACAAACAGAAUCGUUACAGCAAGAUUGAAUGGUUCAUUAGAUUUCUAUUGUUUAGACACCAAUAAGACUUUUAACCAGCUACAAUACCGAGGAACACCCAACAGGUCUAACAUCUCCUCAUCGUCAGUUUUUAACAGCAAUGAUGUCAUAGUUUGUCAGCUGACCCACAUGGUUCAUUGUGCACAUCAAAAGCCUAUUACAGUACUGAAAGCAGCUGCUGGCCGUGUAGUAACUGGUAGUCAAGAUCACACGCUCAGAAUCUAUCGGCUUGAGGACUCCUGUUGCCUUUAUACAUUGCAGGGUCACUCAGGAGGGAUCACUGCAGUUUAUAUAGACCAGACAAUGACGCUGGCUAGUGGAGGCCAAGAUGGGGCUAUUUGUCUCUGGGAUGUAUUAACCGGAAGUAGAAUAAGUCACAUGCAUGGUCAUCGCGGUGAUGUUGUUUCUCUCAUUUGUACCUCAAGUUGUGUGAUUAGUGGUGGAUUAGAUGACAUUAUCUGUAUAUGGGAUCGCAGCACUGGUAUCAAACUCUACUCCAUUCAGCAAGACGUAGGUUGCGGAGCUAGUCUGGGGGUGAUAUCUGACAACCUUCUCGUGACUGGGGGACAAGGCUGCGUCAGCCUCUGGGACAUUGGCUACGGGGACUUGCUUCAAACUGUCUACCUGGGCAAGAGUAAUGAGCUGCAGCUUGUUCGACAGCUGCUGGUCUUGGACAAUGCUGCCAUUGUGUGUGACUUUGGCAGUGAACUUAGCCUCGUUUACUUCCCGUCUGUGCUGGAGAAACUAGACUGAAUGAAGGAGGGAGUUCUAUACUGUUGAGGUUUUGCCUCAAGGAAGAAGCAUUGAUGCAAUUUUCAAUCAUGGUCUUGAGUUUUUGAAUGACUAGAGAUGUGAUACACUGGAUGGUUCGAAGCUCAAGUGCAUGGGGACAGAUCUGCACAAUAUGCUGGGGGUCUUUUCUUUGUGUCAGCGAGCAGAUUUUGAUUUUAUAGUUCAUGUAACAAAGCUUCAGAACUGCAGGCAUGGUGAAGGACAACAAGUCUGCCCUAAAGCACUUUGUUGACAUAACAAGCACGUUAAAGUUUAGUAAUCAAGCCUGAUUUUAUUUGGUUUUACAAUAUUGCUUCAUGUGAAUUAGACAUAACUGUGAUGCAAAGAUAGCGCAGAGGUAUUUUUUUUAAAUUAUUUUUUUAAAUGCAUUAAAGUUUAGGGAAGGAGAGUGCUGUGCAAGAGAUGUUUAAUCAUGCAGAUUGAGCAGUUUUUAAUUGGUAAAAAUAAAUAUAAUGAAUUUGCAAGCAAACUAAACAAAGAAGAAAAAUUGACAAUACAUAACUGGUUUGACUAUACACAGGGUAAGGAAAAGAGAUGUGGUGAAAUGUUCUCUAAAAUGCCAUCAAACCAGUUGUAAUGUCAACUUUUGACUAAAUGCCUUUUUUGUUUCUCUCAAAAGAAAAAAAUGAAAUAUUUAAAUACAUACAGCAGAAUGGGGCUUAUUCAUAUCUGAAGACUUCUUAAAUUGAGGCUUCGCCUGUCUAGAUUCAGUCUACCUACUUCGUGGACUGUCUACGUCAAAAUAUUUGCUUGUCUCCCUGUGCUGGUGAUCUCCAUGUGAGUCAGACUUUCUCUCCAAUUUUAUUAUGACAGAAUAAUCCCAGUAUAGUUGGCAGGGCUGUUCAGCACUUGCCCAUUUUUCUGCCUCCUAACAUCUGUGCUCAUCUUCUCCUUAGUCUUCAGAUGCACUACUUCUCAUUGUGACACGCGUUUCUCAAGUAUGUUUCAUCAUUCAGUUAGAUUGUCACUGACUUGUACCUCAAGUCCAUCCUAUAAACCUUGUGCAUCAUUAUGUCAUCUACAAUCCAUUGAGCCCUUGCCAGACAAAUCUAGCUUAAUAAGUGCUCACAUUUUUAUUUCAUUCAUUACUUUUGAUCCAAAAGCAGCUUUCUGAAUGAAGCUGUCCAUGUUUAUUUAAAUUGCUGACCUGGGUUGCUCAGGAGUGCAUUCUUCCAGGACAGAAGUUGCUACACUCCUCUGUCUUUAUGGAGUUUGCUGAAUGCAAGUACUGACUUAAAAAUAGUCUGCAUUAUUGUAGUACCAUAUCUGUGGCAAUUGACAAUACAGUCACCUCACAGCAUGGGCAAUUCAGCAGCUGCAUUAAUAGUAAUAUUAUCUAAGCAUUACAACUGAACUGAAUGCUUUUUCAACAUCUGAAACUGCCAGGAAGUGUUCACCAUAGCCUUUCUGCACCAUUAGAAUCAGAACCUUACAGAUAAAAGCAUGUUUGCUACCUAAUGUGCCUGCUCUCCAAAACAGCUAUUCAAUUUGUACCUUUCCCUAAUUCUUUUCCAAUACAUCUAACUUAAUUUUCAUUUCUAAAGCUUUAUCUAUUUUUCUAAACAAUGAAUUUUCACCAGAUUUCCCCUAAGACUUCUAUAUUCUUUGUUAGUUAUUAAAACAACUACAAUAAUUUUAAGUCACAAGUAUAUGUGGGGUACCAUUUUAGACAGCUGUUACCUUUGUUUCAUAAUGCGAUUGCUUUGAAUGGAUUAUUUUGGUUGUUUAAACAAGUAAUUGGUCAAAGUAAAAGAUUAUCAAUGUGCAUUUUGUUUUUGCUGCCAUAUGAGAAAUUGAUGGUUGUUUGCAGUCUAUGAAUAUCAUAUUGUUACUAGUAUGUUGCAAAAUAGUGUUUGAAAAUACAAUACUUUGAUUAUGCAGAUACAGGUAGCCAGACCUCCUUGAGGGGGCUCUUUGAAUCAUGAGGGUAUAAGCUGAAUCUAUUAUCCUUUUUUUCGCAAACUUCCUGCUUCCUUGUCACCAUCUUGUCAGGACAUGUGUGCACAGUUCAGAUAAGUGAUGAAUAAAUGAGUAAUAUUGCUGAAAUUCUGUAAUCACCCUGAUAACCAACAGCUCAGUAUUUUUUCCCCAACCAGCUGCAAAAGCAGUCUCCCAUAACUCGGUUUAGUUGCACUUUUAAUUUCUUGAAACAAUUAAUUUUCACGCAUAGAAAGAAGAGAUACUAAAUUAGUGGAAGAGAAAAUUAAACAGUUUUCGAAUUCUGUAUCAGUGAAAACUUAAUCAGCACUCUAUUGCUUACUGCCUGCUUAAUUCAAAAUAUUUAUUGUUUUUAUGUUAUUUUAAAAUUGUAAUGAAGAGAUUUUAGCAUCAAGUUGAUGUCAUUUAUUUAUAAGGAAUAACUGUAAAAGGUGAUGAAGUAUACUGGAAAUUUGUCCCAUAUCACACUACUGAUACGAUGUUGGUCAGAAUCUUUGCUUGGAUACUGUAGGCAAUUGUGGGUGGGAGGCUGGAGGAGAUUUCCCGCUCAACCAGUGGAGCAUCAUACCAUGUUUGUUUUUCUAGUUUUCUAUUUGUUUCCUGCCUUUUAUGUCAUCCUUGCUUCUAUAUUUUUUACUCUAUACACUAUUUUAUUUUCAUUCAUUUCUCCCAAGUCCUUUAGUUCUCUUUCACAUCUCUGUCAUACUUCAACUUUUUUUUUUCCCUGAGCAUCUUUCUCUUUUUUUCCAUUUCUGUUUUGGUCGAUGCAUUCCUCCAUCUUCCCUUUUACAAUCUUUGUCCCUCUAGCUUCUGUUUUGCACUUCAUAGCAUUGCUGAUGAGUUUGGGAAUUUGGAACCAAGUAGGGAUAUUAACCUUGCUGCUGUAUUGAGCUUUUUUUAAAAUUACAGACUCUUUUAUUCAAAACAGAGAGAUUGUUUAAUAUUUAAAGACAGAAUUAUGUUAGAAUUUUUAAAAAGAAAAAAUGCUUUUGUUGUUAUUUUUGGCUCAAUACUAUGCACUGAUACCAUUCUUAACUGAGAGGGUUCUAAACACAUACUUUUUUCCUUUUGGAAGAUUUCUUUUCAGGCUUCCAUCUGAAUCGGCCUCUUGAGUAUAAAUAAAUUACCUGCAGCCUCUCUUCUGUUUCAUUUUAAAUUUUAGAGAUUGGUAGAAAGUCAAAAUCAGAAAAAUGUACAGAACCAAAGAACAUUUCUUAAUCUUUUUUUUGGAACAAACUUAAUAAAAAAUGUAAAUAUAGAUUUAAUCUGUUUUUAUACUAAGAUCCGCUAAGUGGUUUAUUUUUAGUUUGUAUUUCACUUUUCUCCCCUCCCAAAGAAAUAAAAAUAUUCCCUGUUACUGGAAAAUGAUUCAAGGGGUGUUAUCAUUGUCCGACUUACUUUGAGUUAAUGAAACUGCCAUGGAGUUACAAAUCUGUAGCAAUCUUGGUCAAAUUACAGUUUUAACUAGCUCAUUCCAUGAUGUUUUGAUAAAUUAAUGAGUAGGUGUUCUAUUCAGAAGGAUUGAACUUGUGGGUUCUAAAACAACUGAGGCAUUGGGGAAGGGAUUUAGUGGAUAUAAGUGGAAUAAUGCUGGAGGUCACUACCAAGAAAUGGAGUUAGGAACCAGGUAAGUAGGUUAUGUAAAGCACAAAGACUUGCCCAAGUCAGAUUCUUAGAGGCUAGCAGACAAUGCAAUGAAAGUUGAUUCAUUAAUGUACUGUACCAUUAUUGAACUGUAGGCCCAAAACAAAAUGUUGGCCUGCAAACUGUUCAACAUGCUCUUCCAAGCAUCAACCAGGGUCAGUGACCCUAUUCCUCACAAUUGUGUCCAUCUCUGAACAGACUCAGUGGAUCUGAAUUAAGUUAAUAGAAUGGAAAGAAUGACUGUUAGAAUCUUAAAGAGAAGGUGGUGUUUGUAUGGGAGGAUAAAGAAAAGUAGAAGGCAAUUAUAAUCAAAGUACCUGAGCCUGCAGUUUAAAACCACUAGCCAAUUAGUCCCACUCUUUUUCCUCAUAGCACUGCUAACUUCUAUCUUUCAAAUGUAUAUCUGGGCUAACUGACCUAUCAAACCCCAUCUGCGAAGACAUUGUCAACUUACUGUGUCAUGAACUGGGAUAUCUUUCCUUCUUGCUAGAAGUAUGUAAUCAGGUAAAAAAAAAUCAAAUUCAGUAAUAGUCACUAGUAUUUUUUGAGAUGAAGUGUAUAUGGGGCCUCUGAUAUCAGCCUACUUACUUAGCACUCGAUCAUGGUGAAGCCAGUUUUUUAACCUCGGGAUAGAACAAAGAUAUGGCCUUCACUUUCAUCUGCUGCUACAAACAGCAUCUCUCCCUAUUAAUGUAUCCAUCUGCUUGAAAUUUUCUGCACAGACUUUCAUUCAUGUACUUCACCUGAGGGAUUGACUAUCCAAUGCCUUUCUGCAUAGCCUGUAACCUUACUCUGCAAAAAUACAGCCAGCGAAUUGGCCAUUCGGCAAGACAAAAGUGAUAUUUAUGUCUGAAAGACAGUGUGUUUUUCCAGGAGUGUUCAUUCUUCAUUUGCAUAUAUUUCCCAUGUAUUAGCGCUGGAAUAUGUGGCCACACGAGGAUUACCCCGAGCACACCCUGGUUGUUAACACAAAUAAUACAUUUCACUGUCUGCUUUGAUGUUCAUGUGUCAAAUAAAUUUGAACCUUGAACUCCACUGCAUUUACCCAUCUUCCCAACAGUGAUGUUUUUAACCUUAGUACAUUCAAUUCCUGACUAUGCUCAAAUAAUCAUGGUUAUAGCAUACUGGGAAAUGUUUACUUUUAAUGCAUUUGUUCUGUAUUCUAUCCAUAAGCACUUGGCAUUCUCAAUUAAUUAUUGGAAUUAAUCAAAUUCCUCCACCAACUAAAAUCAGCCAUACAUCAUCAUCCACAGAAUCAGGAAAAAGCCAUCAAUCUGUCGAUCCUUUCAAUACCCAGGUUGUGUGAGAUUUCCCAUAUUAUAGUAGUUGGUUUGCUGUUUGAUUCUAUUGAUUCCUGAUUCUGUGGAUGAUGAUGCAUGGCUGAUUUUAGUUGGUGGAGGAAUUUGAUUAAUCCCAAUAAUUAAUGAGACUCCCUCAUUCUAAAUAGUUACACAACCCCCGAUUAGCCAAUGUCCAACUUCUUGGAGAAAAAUACAUGAUUGAGCAAUAACAAGUCUGACGUGUCCUUCGUGACUAAUUUAGUUAAUACAGCGACUGCCUUACAGCACCAGCGACCUGGGCACAAUCCUGACAUCAGAUGCUCUCUGUGAAAUUCCAGCAUUGUUCUGUGACCACAUAGGUUCCUGCAUCCCAAAGACUACAGGUUGGUAAUUGAUGAAAAUGCAGGUUUAAUUUUUAAAAAAUUAUAUAUAGUUGAGUGUAAAAGUGUGGCUGAUUUUCAGUAUGGACUCUGUGCUUUAUCUUUAUGUUAUGCUAUCCCACGAGUUAGAUAAACUAUCAAGUCAGUGGAGUAACUCAAUUUCACAGAUCUCAAUGUUUUUCUUUCUAACAUAUCUGCUAAGUAAGAUGAUCCUUUGUGCUAUAUGUUUGGAUAAGGGUCCAUUUUGUGGCAGUCAGACUUUAUUCCAAAGUAUAUUUGCCACAACAGCAAGAUCUUACCAUACUGUCCAGAAUAGCUGCGGAAUCUUGAAUCCAAGAAAUGGUUUUCCUAGUCAUUAACCAAUGCAGUGCAACCUGUUCUCUGUUAUUACAUGAUUUAAAUUCAUGGGCUGUUUUAGUGCAUGCCUGCUGGAUUUUCCAGCAUUAUACAGGUAAAUACUUCACAAGUACCUAGCGAUGUUCUAUCUAAAUGAAGUCCCUUUGUUCAUCAUGCAUCCUCUCCUCUUCACGUUUCACACCACAGGAAACAGUGUUUGAGUAACACAAGUCCUCUGAAUUUUGUCAUAUUUGUGUUUCUGGGCUUGGCUAGCAGUGGCACCAUUGUUGUCCAUACCUACUUGCCUGAAAACUAGUCAGUAAGAGUUAACCAUUUUGGUUGAUCUGCCAUUUUUUAUAUAUUAUAUACACAUAGAAGCUGGCAAGGGCAGCAGAUAAUAGUGAAACAGGUGUGUUUUUACAACAAUCUGGUAGUUUCACAGAAUUAUAAGACUAAGAUUUUUCAUUUCAACAUUUUAAUUAUUUGAAUUUAAAUGUCCCAUUUGCCUUGCUAGGAUUUAAACUCAUUUCUAGAUUGGUUGGUCCAGAAUACUGGUUCCUGUUCCAGUAGCUUUAUGUUUUGGGGUACAAUAGCAUCCUGGUCAAGUGCAACUGGUUCAUUUAACUUGUCUCAGAAUGGGCAUAAGCAUUCUUUAAAGACCCAGAGCCAUUUAAUUGCUUGACAUACACUUCAAACUUAAAGACAUGGAUUUAAAAGAACUAAAUGUUCAUGUGGUAAUGCAUUCAUGUACUUAUAUUAUCAUUUGAUGUUGGAACUGGAAAACAUUAGCUUUUAACAAUAUUCUUGAAUUUACGGGAUUUAAACCUUACAUAUAAAUUUGAAAGAUGUAUGCCACAAGAUGUCAAUACCUUAGUUCAGAGUAACCCUGAUAAUUACUGUAUAAGAACCAUCAAAAAAAAACUAAUGUAUUACUGGCUCAGGGGAAUAAAUGAUAGAAGUCUAAAAAUACACAAUUGUACAACAUAAACCUUUGAUGAUCUUGUACAUAGUUUAUAAUUUUAAGCCCUUUGUUCUGUCAGUGGCAUUGUACUGUAUAUUAAUGUAGAAGAGCUUGUAAUAUUUUGUUAAUAUAACAAACUUUGUACUAAUUGUAAAUAAAACUUUGAUAUCAAUUUGAUGACAGAAUAUCUUGAAUAGAUAAGUUAAUAUUUUUCAGUUAAUUUUCAGAAUUUUAUUACAACUGGGUUUUUAUUCCAUCUCUUGCUAUACCACUGCUGGAAAAAAAGGAAAUGUAUGUUAUGGUGUAGGGAAAGUUUGAUAAUCUUCAGAACUUAAUUUUUUGCUCAAAAUUCCAGCUUCUGCUGUCUCCGUCACCACUU
Messenger RNA from Hypanus sabinus (Atlantic stingray), 19474 nucleotides. RefSeq names its product SREBF chaperone (gene scap). The transcript is spliced from 25 exons. Gene Ontology annotation, cellular component: endoplasmic reticulum membrane; Golgi membrane. NCBI's taxonomy places the organism in Eukaryota, Metazoa, Chordata, Chondrichthyes, Myliobatiformes, Dasyatidae. Gene Ontology annotation, biological process: SREBP signaling pathway. Gene Ontology annotation, molecular function: protein binding; sterol binding. The record is from RefSeq and is a predicted model, not a curated record. Bases 8534 to 12517 code for a protein of 1327 amino acids.